Sclerotinia sclerotiorum 1980 UF-70 is the source of this 738-nucleotide messenger RNA. RefSeq lists its product as hypothetical. Gene Ontology annotation, biological process: transmembrane transport. The coding region runs from base 1 to 738 and encodes 245 amino acids. The transcript has 4 exons. Gene Ontology annotation, molecular function: transmembrane transporter activity. NCBI's taxonomy places the organism in Eukaryota, Fungi, Ascomycota, Leotiomycetes, Helotiales, Sclerotiniaceae. The record is from RefSeq and is a predicted model, not a curated record.
AUGGCUCUUGGCGGUGGGUGUUCUACCUCAACCUACCCAUUGCAGGCUGUAGCGGAAUACAUUAUCUUCCAGCUAAUCGCCGCCACUGGAAUCGGUCUUUUGAUGGCCACUCUCCUCCCUGCCGUCCAUGUAGGACUUGCCGAGAGUGAGGUCGGUGUUGCUACUGCUUGCUGGGGUUUCGUACGGUCAUUUGGGGGGAUCUGGGGAACUGCGAUUCCAGCCGCAAUUUUCAAUUCACAGUUCCAGAAUCAGCUAGAGAGGCGGAUUCAGGACCAGACGGUCCUGACUACCUUGGGAAGUGGGGCGGCGUAUUCGAAGGUUUCGGGGGACUAUAUUAGAAACCUUUCGCCCGAGGUGAGCAGCGAGGUAAUUUCAAUUUAUACUCACGCGUUGAAGGUGACCUGGAUCGUAGCUGUGGUCAUUAGUGGAGUUUCAUUUGCGGUUGGAUUCCUGGAACGGGAGAUCCCAUUAAGAACGACCGUUAAGUCGGAUUAUGGAUUGAAGGAAAAGUCUGAGAAACUGUCGGAAGAAGAGGUAAUAAAGGCAGCGGCGGGGAGUUGGAAGACUGGAAAAGAGAAUGGAGAGUGUCGUAGACACACCUUCAAAAUUGUCAUGGUUGAAUAUCAGGGCUGGAUCGAAAGAUUAGCUUAUCGGAGAUGGGUCAGCGGAAAAGCGGGAUUGAUGUGGGGUGAGGUGGGGGAAGAGUUAGGAAGAGAUCUCAUAUAUAAUGGUGUAUAA